AGUGGGGAGUGGGGAGGGAGGUUGUUGUCACUAUAAAAGGGUGACAUGAGGGAUCCUGGCAUUGCUGCUCUAUAUCUUGACCGUAUCAAUGUCAAUAUCCUGAUUGUUAUAUUGUAACAUAGUCCAGCACAAUGGUUUUCAAUACAGUGAGUGUGAAUAGAACCACACUCACUGUGUGUAAAUUUAAACACAGACACACACAAUUCCAUAGGGAAGGUAGGGGAUGAGUCCAGGUAUUUUCAAAAGGCUCAUCAAAUUAUUUUCUGCUCACACACACACCCUGAGGGCCCCAGGGCUGUAGGCCUUUAGAGACAUUAGAUAUGGAAGGGUAAGCAGGAGAGUUCCAUUUUAGCAGAAUGGCAAAAUGAAGGAUUAGAUGGGGGGAAACUAUAUAGAGGACGCCUUACAAAGAGGCUAUAGCAAUAGUGCAAACAAGGGAGGAUGCAGAUGUGUGCUACAGUGCCAGCUAUGGGAGCAGAGACCUGUUAGGUUUAUGUCAUGAAGAAGGAGCUUACUCCUCAAUCCAGCUUCUUAGUUCAAUAUUGACAACAAUCCCUAAAGUCCACAGUUGGAGAAAGGACACAUUUCUAGGUCUGCAAUAAAAUAAUUACAUGUUUUUGCCUUACAAAAUUACAAGAGAGCACCACCAUCCCUUUCCUGGUGGUCCAUGCUCUUUCUUUCUCUGAGGCACGAUAGUUCCAUAAGGACCUGAUGAGGCUUUAUCAACACCCUCCGCUGCCCUAUCUCCCAAGUCUCCUAUUUUCCCUGAAACGUACUUGGAAUUCAGAUUUUAAACCAUGUACCUAGACAAGGCUGCUUCUCCCCUAGUCCCGGCCCAACUUCCUCCCUGCCUGGAGCCCGGAAGGCAUACCUGGACAGGGACACAGCACGACACUCUGCUGUGACCUCUCUGGCCACAGCUUCUCAUCAGUCAGCGGUCACCUGUCAUGAGCAGUAUUCAAAACCAGGAACCAAGGUGUGGUCUGAGCUUCUUUAAGCUCAAGGGUUUGGGGGUUCCUGGUGAUUCCCCAGAGAAGAGUCCAGAAGAGCAAGAUGGAAGGGGGGUGGCCUCUGAGAGGCGGAUUCCUCCUCUGCCUCACUGUCAGCCUUCUACUUCAAGGAAGGGCAAACGCUUUCACCAUCAAUUGCUCAGGCUUUGACCAGUAUGGGGUGAACCCUGCUGUCCUCCAGGCUAUCUUUGACCAGAAGGACUUCCGUCCGUUCAUCAACUACAGCAUCCCCACUCAUGUCAACAUCUCCUUCACCCUGUCUGCCAUCCUGGAAGUGAAUGUACAACUUCAGCUGCUGACGUCAUUUCUGUGGGUAAAGAUGAUUUGGAAUAACCCAUUCAUCAGCUGGAACCCAAAAGAAUGUGGUAAUAUCAAUAAAUUCGCUGUGACAGCUGAGAAUCUGUGGCUCCCAGACAUCUUCAUCGUGGAAUCCACGGAUGUGGAUCAGAUCCCAGAAGGCCUCUCUGCAUAUAUGACUCACGAAGGUGACAUCGUGUAUAACAAACCAGCACGGAUCACCAGUGUCUGUAGCCUGGACAUCUUCUACUUCCCCUUUGACCAGCAGAACUGCACGCUCACCUUUAGCUCUUUCAUCUACACAGCGGAAACCAUGUCACUGGGCAUGGACAGGGAAGUGUGGGAGAUAGUGGACACCUCGCGUGACAUUGUUUUCAGGCAAGGGGAGUGGGAGCUCCUGGGUAUCAGCAAGGCCACCCUGAAGACGUUUGUGGGCUCCAGACUUUUUGACCGGAUCGCGUUCUUUUUGGCCAUCAGGCGCAGGCCCAGCCUCUACGUCAUAAACCUUCUGGUGCCCAGCAGCUUUCUGAUAGCCAUCGACGCCCUCAGCUUCUACCUGCCGGCAGAAAAUGAGAAUCGUGCUCCAUUCAAGAUAACCCUCCUGCUGGGCUACAACGUCUUCCUGCUCAGGAUGAGCGACUUGCUCCCUGCCAGUGGCACCCCCCUCAUCAGUGUCUACUUUGCACUGUGUCUGUCCCUGAUGGUGGUCAGCCUGCUGGAGACCAUCUUCAUCACCCACCUGCUGCACCUGGCCACCACCCAGCCCCCACCCAUGCCUCGGUGGCUCCAUUCCCUGCUUCUAUACUGCACCGGCUCAAGGAGAUGCUACCCCACUGCACACCAGAAGGAAAACAAGGGCCUGGGCCUCACCCCCUCCCACCUGCCUGGCCUGAAGGAGCCGGGAGAGUUGGUAGGGAAGGAGCCGGGACCCAGAGAGGCAAAGCGAAAUGGGGGCUCAGAAUUGACAAGGGCCCAGCUAACUGACCUGUGGAUGGAGUUCGGCUGCAGGAUGGACACCUUCCUCUUCCGCCUCUACCUCCUUUUUUUGGCAUCCUCUGUCAUCACAGUCAUCGUCCUCUGGAACACCUAGGAAUCAACAUUGCGGGGGCGCCCCAUGUUCAGGUUUCUUUGGCUUCAAAUGACCAUCCCAGACCCUGUUCCUCUGCUGCAAUCUGCAUACACAGUUCCAACUAUGCCCCUGACUCCUGCUCCAGCCCUUCCUGCACUUAAACAGAACUGCUGACUAGCUCAGAAGUG
This is a messenger RNA of Equus caballus (horse), 2564 nucleotides long. RefSeq names its product 5-hydroxytryptamine receptor 3C-like. Gene Ontology annotation, cellular component: neuron projection; plasma membrane; synapse. NCBI's taxonomy places the organism in Eukaryota, Metazoa, Chordata, Mammalia, Perissodactyla, Equidae. Gene Ontology annotation, biological process: nervous system process; regulation of membrane potential; monoatomic ion transmembrane transport. Gene Ontology annotation, molecular function: serotonin-gated monoatomic cation channel activity; acetylcholine-gated monoatomic cation-selective channel activity. The record is from RefSeq and is a predicted model, not a curated record.